Messenger RNA from Racocetra persica, 264 nucleotides. The record is from the annotation of a GenBank genome assembly. Lineage: Eukaryota; Fungi; Glomeromycota; Glomeromycetes; Diversisporales; Gigasporaceae.
AUGGUAGAAGAACUUUUAAGUAAUGAAGAAAUUAAUGCUCAAAAGCAAUGGAGAUUAGCUGAAAUUCAUGCAGGCAGAAUGCUGCUAGCAGAGCAUGAGGUUCAAAAACAUAAACAACAAGAAAAAAAUUUACUUCAAAACAUAACUGAAAUACUAGUUGAACGAUAUUGGAUAGUUUUAUCUGAUACAAAUUUAGAAACAAAUUAUUCAGUUGAAAUGAAUGUAAAUUCUCAAGCUCAAUUUGAAAGACAAUUAUAUGAACUG